Messenger RNA from Calypte anna (Anna's hummingbird), 888 nucleotides. It is a transcript of the gene NKX3-2, whose product is annotated as NK3 homeobox 2. The record is from RefSeq and is a predicted model, not a curated record. Gene Ontology annotation, biological process: regulation of transcription by RNA polymerase II; cell differentiation. Lineage: Eukaryota; Metazoa; Chordata; Aves; Apodiformes; Trochilidae. Gene Ontology annotation, cellular component: nucleus. Gene Ontology annotation, molecular function: DNA-binding transcription factor activity, RNA polymerase II-specific; RNA polymerase II cis-regulatory region sequence-specific DNA binding.
AUGGCCGUCCGCGGCGGCAGCGCCCUGACGCCUUUCUCCAUCCAGGCCAUCCUCAACAAGAAGGAGGAGCGCACCCGCCACGCCGCGGGACGGACGCAGCCCCCGGGGGCAGCCGGCGGCUGGCGGCUUUGCGGUUCCGCCGACGGUCCGCCGCUUCCCUCGCUCCCCGCCACCCCCCGUGCCCCGGCCCCGCGGACGCCGGCGGGGUGGGACUCGGAUUCGGCGCUCAGCGAGGAUCCCGAGGGCGAGCGGCGAACUGAGGAGGAGGGAGCCGGUGGCAGCGCCCGCCCUGCCGAAGCCGCUGGGGGGGCGGCCGGCGGCGGUGGAGGAGGAGGAGGUGCGGCCCCCGGAGGCUGCGGAGCAGGACACCGCCGGGCUCAGUGACAGCGAGAUGUCCGCCGCCGUCUCAGAUCGCAGCCCGCCGGAGGAGGAGGAGGACGGAGCAGGCAAGUGGGGAAGCUGCUGCCGGGGGAGGAGGAGACGGCGGCGCCGAAGCCGCGGAAGAAGCGCUCCCGUGCAGCCUUUUCCCACGCCCAGGUGUUCGAGCUGGAGCGGAGGUUCAACCACCAGCGGUACCUGUCGGGACCCGAACGGGCCGACCUGGCCGCCUCUCUCAAACUCACCGAGACUCAGGUGAAGAUUUGGUUCCAGAACCGACGCUACAAAACCAAACGCCGGCAGAUGGCCGCCGACCUCCUGGCCGCAGCCCCCGCUGCCAAGAAGGUGGCCGUCAAGGUGCUGGUGCGGGACGACCAGAGACAGUACCACCCCGGCGAGGUGCUGCGGCCGCCCUCGUUGCUCUCCCUCCAGCCCUCCUACUACUACCCCUACUACUGCCUGCCUGGGUGGGCUCUGUCCACCUGCGCCGCAGCCGCCGGCACCCAGUGA